GAGAAGUUAUCUGAGCUCAGAGCACCCACAAAUCACUUUGUCACCAGCAAGCUCUGACAGGCAGCAGCAGAGAGGCAACACAAGGGCAGAAAGACAGUCAAAAAGAGGUGUGAGCUGAGAGUUGAGUCAGUGGAGACUCAAAGGCGAAGUUGUGAAGAAGCUGAGAAGGCAUAAACGAGUUGAUACCAAUGGGUGGAUAGAGAAGAGAGAAGAUCUCCAAGGGGCUCAGGCUAAGAGGGACCGUUGCUCCUGCUACUGCUGUGGUUACAGCUGCUCUGUCCGGAUGGUACUCUCAUGUACAGAGAAGGUGUGUCAGACUUUAAACUCUCUAACAUGAGGAUGGUGUUCCCUUGAGACAAAGACUUGAAACUUCUGAUUGCAGACUUGCUUGGGUUGUUGUCAUUUCAGCCGUGGUACAUGGAAAGCUGCAGUGUUACAUUAUGUUUGAGAAUGAAAGGACAGAUGAAGAGACAGCUGCUCCGCUGGUGAAGCAGGCAUGACUUGGAGGUAUUAAAAGCCAUUUCUGGUGUACUGCACAGAGAUCACAUGCUAUUACUGGUUAAAAGCGGUAGUCACAGUUUAGAGCAUUAAAUGUUUGUCACAUGUUUUUCUGUUGAGGGUAGAGAAGUUUGCGACUGAUCUUGAAUAAGUUUUUUUUAGUACAACACUAUAGUUUCUUUGCCUUCCACUGUGAUACUUGAUUAGCUUUGGGCUGAUUCAAAGCUCUUAAGAGCCUUCUGGCCUGAAAAGGAAACCAGAGGUCAUCUGAUCACACUUCAGAAACAAAGAAAUAAGAAAGUCAUUUUUCUUCUUGAAGUGCAGCACAUCACAGAGCUAUUUGGAGGCUUUUUGAAAGGGCAUAUUCCACAUUAAAUCUAUACAUUAUAGUCUUAAAUUUAUCAGUAAAAAUACCUUGGGGUUUGAGCAGGGCAGGGAGCAGUGUCAGGUUAAAAGCCUGCAAAGCGGAGCUCUACCAGUCAUCAUUUUGCUGGUUGUUCACCAUUUGCCUGACUUGCCUCGGGGGACAUGUAAUGAGACACUGCUUGCUGAGCGAUACAGCGCUGAGUUGACUUGUGGAGGUGUAUAAACUUGCUCUGAAUAAGACAGUAUUCAGGUUAAUGUUGCUGGUGAAAGCUUGAAAACAUCUCAAUCACAAGCUGGAUGAUUUGAGUGCUGUCGUAUUGUUCUGGAAGGAUGGAUGCUGAAGAGGCGUUGUGAGUCUCUGUUUGCCUUCGUGCUUGGAUGGGCUUUUUUUAGCAUUUGACAGCUCUACUCUGGACUCCCUUCAGAGUGCGGGACGUCAUUGGAUUACCUGUGUGGCUGAGUCAGAGGCUCGAUGUUUGCAUGCUGGGAUUCUCUCCACCUGCUUCUAAAGACACACAAGAGUUAGGUGGUUUUCCCUGCAGUAGCGACAGCUGCUGCAUCCAUAGUUGUGAAUUUUCAGGACUCUCCACACUGCUGCAGUUGUUCUGUUGUGUGUAAACACUUGCGUCAGUCACACCUUUCCACGGAGUGAUUCACUGUUCCCUAAGCAUCUUCGACUGGAGGCAGGCAGUCAAAGAAAAGGUGAGGGGAGAAUUUGCUGAGAUUCAAACUGUACAAGUGGUUGAACUGUAAGGUUGUCAGUAUGAAGCUGGGCUUCCUGCUACUGAUGGCAGGCUACAUGUUGGGCAAUGUAAGUGGAAUGUCCACAUGUAAGACUGUGGACAUGGAGAUGGUGAAGAAGAAGCGCAUUGAGGCCAUUAGGAGUCAGAUCCUCAGCAAGCUGCGUUUGCCAAAAGCUCCUGAGCCAGAUGAAUCUGGAGACAAGGAGGCAAUUCCCACCGACUUGCUCUCACUCUACAACAGCACCAAGGACAUGCUGACAGAGCAGGAGGCUGAGAUCCAGAAGCCCACGGAACAGGUGGAAGAGGAGUACUUUGCCAAAGUGGUACACCAGUUCAACAUGACCAAAAAAAAUGUCACUGACAACUCCAGAACAAUGUACUUCAACAUCUCGGCGAUAAGGAGCAGUGUGGGUGAUUACCGCCUGCUGACCAGUGCAGACCUGCGGCUGCUCAUCAAGAGCCCUUCAAUCCCUGACAAGCAGCGAGUGGAGCUGUACUAUAGCACAAAAACCUCGGUCCACUACCAUGCCUCCCACUUCAUAAGCAACAUUAUGAGAGAUAAAUGGAUUUCUUUUGAUGUCACUAAACCCCUGCGGACCUGGCUUGAGGAUUCAGAGGAUGAACAAAGCUUCCAGCUUCGUGUGUUCUGUGAAUGCGGCGAGCCUGUCAGCAACUUUCAAUUUUUCAUCUCUGGGAUAACGAAUGGUCGCGGAGACACAGCAACUAUGAACGCAAUGACUGAAAAACAUCCUUACAUCCUCACCAUGUCCAUCCCUCAAAACAUGAGCAGUCACCUCAACUCACGCAAGAAACGCUCCACAACUUCAGCCCCGACAGAGAACUGCUCUGUGAAACCUUUGUACAUAAACUUCAGGAAGGAUCUGGGCUGGAAGUGGAUACAUCAGCCCACAGGCUACUAUGCCAACUACUGCAUGGGAUCCUGCACCUUUAUCUGGAAUGCUGAAAACAAAUAUUCUCAGAUUUUGGCUCUGUACCAGCAUCACAACCCGGGAGCCUCUGCCCAGCCGUGCUGUGUUCCCCAGACGCUGCAGUCACUACCAAUCAUCUAUUAUGUGGGCAGGCAACACAAGGUGGAAAACCUUUCCAAUAUGAUUGUGUCUUCCUGCAAAUGUAGCUAAAACUCCAACACAGCCUCUGCCCUGCUUCCUCUAAAAACAAGCUGCCAUGGAUGAAGUUACCUUUGAUACUACAGAGACUAGCAUCUAAUAAGAAAAACAGAUGAUGUGGACAAUGUGAAACAGAAUAUUUUCAGUGGUCCCCCUGCAAGCUUUUCUCCUGCAUGCUCUGCUAUUACCACAGUGGACAAACAUCAAACUGUGGACAUCUUUACAUAGACAUUGUAGAUUUUUUUUUUUUUUUUUUUUUGUAUAUACUUUUCCUUGCAGUGAUAAAAACAACAGCCGUUAAUAAAUUAAUUUAUUUGUUUGAUGGACAGAUGUGAAAGUAUUUCAGUCUAAAAUGGAGACAGGAUGAGGAUGAUUUGUUCCAUUCAAAAAAGGAGGACUAAAAAAAGCACAAAAGGACCAAAAUAACCUUGAUGGAACAACUUCUGUUUUCAGAGACGGGGCAUUUCCAUUUGUCACAACAGCUUCCAAAGGAAGCGAUAGUAAAGGGUGCUUCAUCCCAGGUGGAAAAGGUGGUUGUUGGGGUUUUCCUGGAAGAUAAUGCUGCAGGUGUUCUGAAACUACAUCGUAAAAAAAAAAAAAAAAAAACGUAGGGAUAGUCCGAUCCAGGGAAACUCCCUCUGACUUCUCAGCUGACAGAACAUUUCACAGAAACCAUCCAUCAUUUUUUUUUUUUUUUGUUUUGGUGUUUGUUUUGAAAGCCAUGUGCCAAUUCUGUCAGCAUGUUUGUGUUGAUAUCUGAAUGUCAGACUGUCCUUGAAGCUUCAGGCUAAAGUAAAAUAAGAGGUUGUGCGAGUGAAGACACCAUGUUGUUUUCUAUGUCGAGCAUGUUGGCUGUAAGGGUCAGGGAGAUGUGCCGGGGUUUGUCUCCUGGAGGCCAUUCAGCCAUUUUUUUCACCGCCAUAGCAAAUUAUUGCCUUUUUUGAGCAACUUUGAAGAAAAAGCUUUUUUUUUUUUCUUUUUAAUGAUUAAAUUUUUAUUACAUGGUUUCUUUUGAAUAAUAAAGCAACACAGUUUUUCAGCUUUUCAUAUUUUUAUAGUGCACUUACUAUUGGAAAUUUGUGUUUGUACAUAUAAAAAUUUGAAAUAAACGUGUUAAAUUAUGUCUUCA
Melanotaenia boesemani (Boeseman's rainbowfish) is the source of this 3863-nucleotide messenger RNA. It is a transcript of the gene tgfb1a, whose product is annotated as transforming growth factor, beta 1a. Gene Ontology annotation, molecular function: growth factor activity; cytokine activity; type III transforming growth factor beta receptor binding. The transcript is spliced from 6 exons. Gene Ontology annotation, biological process: SMAD protein signal transduction; transforming growth factor beta receptor signaling pathway; BMP signaling pathway. NCBI's taxonomy places the organism in Eukaryota, Metazoa, Chordata, Actinopteri, Atheriniformes, Melanotaeniidae. Gene Ontology annotation, cellular component: extracellular region. The coding region runs from base 1628 to 2746 and encodes 372 amino acids. The record is from RefSeq and is a predicted model, not a curated record.